GAGCGGGAAAAGCAGCUCGAGCCGGCCGUUCCUCUUCGCCGCUUUGUCGCCCUUUCCCCUGGGCCUUCCCCCGGCUGACUGUGACUCGGCUCGAGGCUGUGAUCCAUGGACCCCAGUGAAACGCCUGCUCUUCACCACUGCUCUGCUGACUCGCCUCCAGUGGAUGAGACGAGAGUGCCCCAGAACACAGAGCUAAUUCCCAGGAGACCUGUCAGUCGCUCUCCGACCUGUGCCCGCUGUCGCAACCAUGGAGUCACGGCCCAUCUCAAGGGCCACAAGCGCCUCUGCCUCUUCCAGGCUUGCGAGUGUCACAAGUGUGUUCUCAUCCUGGAACGUCGGAGAGUCAUGGCUGCUCAAGUGGCCUUGCGUAGGCAGCAGGAGGCACAGCUGAAAAGGCACCUGGCACAGGGUCUGAUGAAAGGGGCCGCCCCUCUGAAAGCUCCCCUCCGAGUCAAGAAGGGAGCCAUCCGGCCAGGGGUCCCUUCUGGAAAGGAGAACAUGGCACCCCAGUCUCAGAGUCCCCAUGGAGCAGUCCCGCUGGUACUGACCCCCCCGGGGAAGGAGAACUAUGGGCCUCUGCUGCUCAGCCGCCCCCCGGAAGCCUUGCCUUUGCCCUGGACUCCGGUGCCUCCUGGGCCCUGGGGCCCUGGACACUGGCUGCCCCCAGGUCUGUCGGUGCCACCUCCAGUGGUGUGCCGCUUGCUGUGCCAAGAACCUGCUGUCCCUCUACACCCUUUCCCUGGCUUUGACCCUGGCACCUCUCUCCGGCUGCCCACUCACGGGACCCUCCCAAGCUGCCCGGGCUCUCGCUCGGUACUGACAGCUCCACUUUCUGGAGAGCCCCAAGGACCCCCUAGCCUGCCUCACACAUGUUCAACUUUGAUACUCCAGUCCUGUGGCGCGCCAGACUCUCUUCUGCUACAGCCACAGGCCCCUGGAGCUUCUUGCCUGGCCUGGACAUCUGGCCCUUCGGAGCGGCAGCUGCAGAGAGAGGCGGCUGAGGCCCUUGUGGGUCUGAAAGACUCAUCCCAGGCUCCCCGCCUGACCCCAUCCGUGCCCCCGAACCCUGCCUGGAUCUCUUUGCUCCACCCCUGUGGCCCACCAGCUCCCCCUGGGGGAAGAGGAUUCCAGCCUGUUGGCCCCCCUCUCCGGCCCAGUCCCACUUCCUCAGUCUCUCUGCAUAUUGGGCGGCUGGGCUCCAUCUCCCUCCUGAGCUAGACAGCGGAGGUAGACACUGCCUCGCCGGGACAAAGAGAUGACAGACGGCAGGCACAGCGUGUUUGGUAUUUUAUUUGAGUUUUGCAUGGAAUUUAAUAUAACACAAGCUUUAGCCUUUUUUUUUUUUUUAAAGCUUUCAGGUUCCUUUUGUAGUGUGGGUAUUUCCUUGGCUGAACGUGGAUAUUCUCGUAGUCCUUUUUGAAUCCUAAGUCCCCUAAUAAAGGCAAUUGGGCAGUUAAGAUGGCCCGUGUCUAAAUACAUUUUUGCAUGAGUUUAUGUUCUGUAUAUGCCUGUGUGCUCAUGUCUGUCUCUGCAUGUGAAAAUACAAGAAUAUAUUCGCUCUGUGUGCAGGUUUCUGUAAGCAAGAAAUAAACCUUUGCCAUUUAA
Meriones unguiculatus (Mongolian gerbil) is the source of this 1605-nucleotide messenger RNA. RefSeq names its product DMRT like family C2 (gene Dmrtc2). Gene Ontology annotation, molecular function: sequence-specific DNA binding. The transcript has 9 exons. Gene Ontology annotation, biological process: regulation of DNA-templated transcription. The record is from RefSeq and is a predicted model, not a curated record. The coding region runs from base 106 to 1218 and encodes 370 amino acids. NCBI's taxonomy places the organism in Eukaryota, Metazoa, Chordata, Mammalia, Rodentia, Muridae. Gene Ontology annotation, cellular component: nucleus.